AUGGAGAAGCCAUCUUUUUUGGAUCAAGAACCACCGGCCGGUUAUAUACCAGGUAUAGGUCGUGGUGCUACUGGUUUUUCAACUAGAGAAAAGCAAGCGACCAAUACCGACGACAGAAGCAGAAGAAUACCGAAAAGAUACCGUGAAAGCGUGAACCAUAGUUACCAAAGUCAUUCUGAAGACGAGGAAAAUAAAGAAGCUGAAAAUGUAUUCAAGACGCUUGAAUCGAAAUUAGCACAACGAAAAAAGAAAAGGGUCAAUGAGAAUAAUGAUGACAAACCAGCAGAUACAUCCAUUGUAAAAAGGCAGUUUGCUGAUUUAAAAGAAUCUUUGGCUGUUGUAACAGAGAAUGAGUGGAUGAAUAUUCCAGAUGCCACAGAUUUUACAAGACGUAACAAAAGAAAUAGGGUUCAAGAGCAAUUAGUUAGAAAAACUUACGCUGCACCUGAUUCGUUAAUACCUGGAAAUGUUGAUUUAAAUAAAUUAACGGAGGAAAGGGAAAAGCUACUGAUAUCUCAAAUAGAUGUAAAUAUUGCACAACUGAAGAAUACAAGUGGCCAUAUCCAGGUUAAUAAAUCAAAUGCGGCUACUGAUGCGCUAAGUUACCUAAAGGAUUUAGAGAACGAUAGGGCAAAAUCCCUGUCUGAUGCGACAUUGGAAGAUUUGCAGAAAAUGCGUACGAUUUUAAAGUCAUAUAGAAACGCAGACCCAACAAAUCCGCAGGGUUGGAUAGCUUCUGCCAGAUUAGAAGAAAAGGCUAGAAAAAUUUCAGUAGCAAAAAGGAUAAUAGAAAAAGGUUGCCAAGAGUGCCCAAAAAGCUCGGAUAUCUGGCUGGAAAACAUUAGACUUCACGAAUCUGAUAUUCAUUACUGUAAAACACUAGUAGCAACAGCAAUUAAAUUUAACCCAGCAUCUGCACAUCUCUGGUUCAAGGCCGUUGAUUUGGAAAGUACAACAGCUAACAAGUAUAGGGUAGUGAGAAAAGCACUUCAAGAACUUCCUCGAGAUGAAGGUCUAUGGAAACUGGCUGUUGGUUUUGAAACUGACAAAGCGCAAGCAGUGAAAAUGCUAGAGAAGGCCACUCAGUUUGUUCCACAAAGUAUGGAUCUCUUAACCGCUUAUAUUAACCUUCAAAGCUAUCAUGAUGCUAAGAUGACUUUAAAUUCUUUUAGAAAAGUUCUGCCGCAAGAACCAGAAAUUUGGAUUAAAGCCGCACUCCUGGAAGAACGCAAUAAUCCGGAUAUAGCUGUAGAUAGACUAACCCGUUUGCUCAAGAAUGGUUUAUUGGAACUCUUCAAGAAUGGAUACAAAAGGAAUUUGUCGGGAUGGUUCAAUCGUGCGGAAGCUUUAAAUGAUGAACCUAAUUCUCAUCUAACAAGUCAAGCUAUUGUUAAUGCUGUUUUGGACUUUUUUAAAGAAAGAGAUGAGCAUGAAUCUGAGUUGGAUAAUAUCGAUCAAACAUUGGAAAAGUUGCCAAACACAAUGGUAAGAAUUUUUGUUUUGCAAAAGCUCAUUCAGUGGAAUCCUUGUGAUGUAGCUCUUUGGUCUAAACUGAAAAUUGCAGCUGAAAGCUAUCAUAAAAUUGAAGAGUUAUUAACAUUUUUCCAGGAACUGCUCUUUCAUUCCAAAAAUAGUGAUGACAUUCGUGCAAGCAUUAAAGAGAAUAGUCCUGAUUUGUUUAUGAUGUAUAUAUUCGAAUAUUGGAAGUCACAUAAAGGGAAUGCUAGGCAGACAUUGAUUAUUAUUGACCAGAUUAUAAGUUUUGUACCGGACAAUUUGGACAUGCGCUUUUUCAAGAUGAAGUUGUUAGGCCAUUCAUCACAAUUUAGUGAGUUAGAAAACUUUUUUCAUAAAACUUUUAUGGCUUUCAGAGAUUGUAAAAUGAAUGGCAUAGAACGCUUAUACUAUAAGUAUGUAGAUUUCCUCUGGUAUCAAGGUUCAAAUCAAAAAGCUAUAGAAUUUUUGAAUGAGAAAUGUCUAACAAAGUUUCCCAAAUGCCACAAAUUUUUCUUACAAUUGGGCCAGGUUUAUCAUUAUAUGGGCAAUAUAGAAAUGAGCAGACAAUCAUAUUUAUCAGGUACAAGGAUAGUACCUAACUGCUCUUUAUUAUGGAUAUCGUUGUCCAAAAUUGAUGAGAUUGACUUAAGAAAUCCAGUAAGGGCUAGGUCCAUUUUAGAUAGAGGAUUGUCAAAAAAUCCUGAUGAUGCAUUACUUCAUAUUGGAAAGAUUCAAAUGGAAAUGAGACUUGGUAACUUGGACCAGGCGGCGUUGCUGACUACGCAGGCAUUACAAAAGUUCCCAAAUAAUGCUCUACUUUGGGUAGAACAAAUUAAGUUAUUGAAGCAUGCAAAUAGAAGUUCAUCAAAAAAAACCAUAUUUCAUGACGCUUUAAAAAAAACACAAAAUGAUCAUAGAGUUCUUUUGGAAAUUGGAUUAUCCUUUUAUGCAGAAGCUCAAUACCAAAUAUCAUUAAAGUGGUUGGAGAGAGCACUUAGAAAGUCCCCAGUUUACGGAGAUACAUGGGUUUGGUUAUUUAGAACAUAUGCAAGGUUAGAUAAGGAUCCUAUUGACCUUUAUAAAAUGUUUGACCAAUAUGAACCUAUUGAUGGCCCUGAAUGGAAAGCUACUGCUAAAAGCGUAAAAUUUCGAUACUGCACACCUAGAGAGAUUUUGUUACGUUUAAUAGAUAAAAAAAUAGAAUAA
Saccharomyces mikatae IFO 1815 is the source of this 2703-nucleotide messenger RNA. It is a transcript of the gene PRP6, whose product is annotated as U4/U6-U5 snRNP complex subunit PRP6. Gene Ontology annotation, cellular component: U4/U6 x U5 tri-snRNP complex; catalytic step 2 spliceosome. The coding region runs from base 1 to 2703 and encodes 900 amino acids. The transcript has a single exon. NCBI's taxonomy places the organism in Eukaryota, Fungi, Ascomycota, Saccharomycetes, Saccharomycetales, Saccharomycetaceae. Gene Ontology annotation, molecular function: protein binding. The record is from RefSeq and is a predicted model, not a curated record. Gene Ontology annotation, biological process: spliceosomal tri-snRNP complex assembly; mRNA splicing, via spliceosome.